CAUUACAUUAUUGCAACAACAGAGUGAGUGAGAGAAGACUAGAGGGUGAGUGAGAGAGACCAUCCUGGUGUGUGUGCGGCGAGGCUGUCAUGCCCUGCACGUCCCACCACACAGGGCAUGGAUGGCUACACGUGAUCCUACACACACUCCACCACACAUCUGCCCCCUGUCAGUGAAGGAAAUCGUGGAUACAUGAAUAUUAGACUCCCUUUUGGUCUUGUCUCCAACUCGUGGUGUGAGAGAAACACGACCAAACACGUGUGGUAUUGACACCUCCUGGGCCUUUCAAUAAGUGCUUGGAGCCUAAAUAUACUGUGGUAAGGAGUCCAGGGUCGCCAGUGUGGUUGGUGUGCUAGUGGAAAGCGUGGAGUCUCUUGUCACUUGGCUAGUCUGAAGGUCUCUCCGGACUGCUAGGGAGAGAGGACAGUGUCAUGAGUGUCACGUCCAGUUGGUUGUGACCGAUACCACGGACUCUUCUUCUCCUCCUCCUCCUCCUCCUCUUCCUCCUCCUCCUCGGACUGACUGUGAGAGAACACCUUCAGCUACCCGGCGCUGUACGGGAUGGGGGAGCCGGAGAGUGGGGUGGGGUGGGGCGGGGCGGAGGGGAGGGGGUCGCUGGACGCACCCGCAAACGUAUCCUGGACCCGCUGGAGGCCCACGAGGAUGACUCCACUGCCCGGCGACUUGGGGUCUUCACCGACUGGCAGGAAACCAUCAAGGGCAUUGGCGUUCCUAAUAAGAAAGGUAACAUGAGCAUGGAUGGGGGCCACCAGCGCCCCUGGGAGUCGGAGGAUAUAGACCAGGGCCUUGCUGCUGACCUGGAUGACUCCCUGUCUGGCCUGGGGGUGGACAUCAGCACAGCAUCAUAUAACAUGAGUGAGGCCCUGCUGGCACUGCCCUCAGUCUCACAAUUCAAGGAGGAAGGAAACUCGCCCAGCCAGGAUAAGCAGAGUGUCACCUCCUCCACCCCAACCACCUUUGACGAGUCCUCGCAGACCAACACAACUGACCGGCUCUUUAAACUCCUCAGCAGCGACAGCAUCCCAGAGUGUUCCCCACCAAGCAUCCACCAACUCCUGCAGCACCUGGGGCCCAAUGCCAGCCACGGCCAGGGUACCUCCUCCGCCUCCACCAUCACCACCCAUCAUGUGGGGGGCGUGUCGGUCAGCACUGGCCUGGAGGGUGUGCAUGAUGGGGUCUCCCUAUCAUCACAAACCAUGGGCUAUGAGGACAACAGGUUUCAGUACAUCCUGGGGGCAGCCACCUCUGUAGCCACCAAAGUCAGUGAGGAGAGCUUGUCCUACCUCAACCAGGGUCAGCCCUAUGAAGUUAAAGUCAAGAAGCUUGGGGAUCUCACUAGCUGUAGAGGGAAACUGUACCAUAGUGUUGUGCGGGUGUGUUUCCAUGAGAGGCGGCUACAGUACAUGGAGCGACAGCAGCUGGACAGUUGGCGUCAGAUGAGGCCUGGAGAACGGAUCUUGGAGGUGGACAUUCCUCUGUCGUAUGGGAUCUUUGAUGUGAAGCAAGACGCCUCCUCUCUUAACACCUGUGAGUUUGACUGGGACCCCACAAAGGAGGUUGGGGUCUACAUCAAGGUCAAUUGUAUUAGCACAGAAUUUACUCCAAAGAAGCAUGGAGGAGAGAAAGGCGUGCCCUUCCGUAUCCAGAUUGAGACGUACACACAGACCAGUUCUGGCAUGGAACGACUCUACGUGUGUGCUUGUCAAAUCAAAGUGUUCAAGCUGAAAGGAGCAGACCGCAAACACAAGCAGGACAGGGAGAAAAUCAUGAAGCGGUCUCCCUCAGAGCAGGAGAAGUACCAGCCCUCGUGCGAGUGCACCAUCCUGACAGAGCUGUCCCCAGAGGCAGUGUAUACCCCAGUACCUGAGUCCUCAUCUCCAGUCAUGGCUGCCACCUCAGGGGUCAUGAAUCUCUCUGUCCAGGGCAACAGUCCUCCCAUAGACAUGAAGAGUGAAGCAUCAUUUUCAGAGCCACCAAAAUGUGUGGAAAAUGGCCAGCAUCACCAGGCACUCCCUGAGGGAGAAGAGGAUCCAUGCUUGUUCUACAGCAUGCCGUUACACACGGGAAGCACCACGGCCCACACCAUGGCCUGGCUGAUGGCUAACCGCUUCAACAAGUACAGCAAGAUGUUCGCUAACUUCACCGGCACUGACAUUCUGCGGCUGUCGCGUUCUGAUCUCAUAGAGAUGUGUGGCAUUGCUGAUGGGCUGAGACUUUUCUAUGCCCUCCAUGCCAAGAAGGUGGCACCGCGCCUCACAGUGUACGUGUGCAUGGAACAUGAGCAGCUGUAUCAUGCUGUCUACUUGGAGACCCUCAGCUGCCAGGAGUUCACUCACAAGUUGUGUGCUCUCCUCCAAAUCUCAUUUGACCGAAUCCAUGAUGUGUAUCUCCAGGGCCCUUCUGGUAUCCACAUUCUGGUGACUGAUGAGGUGGUGCAGAACAUGGCCGAGGAGUCCACACUCUCCAUUGAGGUACUGCAGGACAGUGCCCGGGAAAGGUUCCGUCUACUUAUCCGCCCCCUCAACACUAGGACCACUACCACUGCCACUUCUCCAGGACCUCACCAGUCAUAGUACAGGCCCCUUCACCCCUUUCCAUUCCCAUCCUCUUCCCCAUGUCGAAAGUCACGGGCCACAUCAACAUCCCCCGUGAAAAGUCCCGUUCCAUCCCCAUCUGUUAAAAAUCCUGCCUCUCCAUCUCUCCCUGUGUAAAGCCUCAUCUGUCUUCAUCUAUUUUUAAAGUUAGUGAUUAUACUAAGGCAAAUGUAAGUAUACUGAGAAGCAAUUAUAUGAGCUGCUCAAACUGUACACUUGACACCCCCACUCCUCCAUCCCUUCCUUGUUUCUGUGCCAUUGGUGCAGACACAUGGCCUGUGUGUGUGUGUGUGUGCUGCGGUGCUCCUGGCUCACCUCAGCCCCUCCCCGCAGUCACUUGUGGGACCUGAUGUCUGUGCAUCAUGUUUGUUGUUUGUUGUUGUUGUUGAUGUUGUGUCACAGAGAGAGAAAGAGAGAGAAGAAGCAAGAAAAAAAGUAACCUCUAGGUUUAUUUUUACACACUAUUUGUUUUGUAUUUUUAUAGUGAAACUUGCUGAUUGUUCAUUGAUCAGCUUUCACUGAUUGGCAUAAAUAAGUACUGUUAGCUGGGCAUGGCAGCGAGGUGAAGUUGUACCAUAAUAUGAUAACAUGAGCAUCCAGAGGCUGGAAACAGUGACGUCAGAUAUCCUAGCUUGGCAAGAGGGCUGGUGUGUGUGAGGAGCAGUGACCACUAUAGAACCACCAGUCACUGUACAGCAAAUGAAGCAUAAUCAAUACUUUCCAUGAAGAUUCUCUCUCUGAGGAAGCAAAGAGUCUGAGCACAACUUGUAGCUUUGUGGUAAAGAAUUUAUAAGCCAUGUGGAGUGAAAUGCACAUAAUUUCUUUGAUAUGAAAACACCAAACUAGUAUGUAAUGGAUAUUUUGUCUUGUCUAUCCAUAAAAUUAAUCAGUGCUUAUAAAUCUAUUUAAAGUCCACACUAGCAAGUAUUUUCUGUGGCCUAGAGCUGUGUGCACAAGGUUCUUCCUCUCACUAGUUACUGAAGCUGUACCAACAUGCUCAAAGUGACUUGCUCUGUGGGGAAUUCACGUCAUUGUUCAUGUUAUCUCCCAAACACAAGCACAUCGCUUACAGAAAAGACGUUAUGUAUGUAAUUGAUAUUAUUCCUUACUAAUGUUACGUUAUAAUGUUCAUAAUAAUUGUCAUUAUAAUGUUUGUACUGAGUCCAGGUGACUUUCACAUUUUGGGUAGUGAAGAAAGCGUACAAAUAUGUGUAAUUUGGGAGUCAGGUUACUGUUGUAAUUAUUUUUGCAAUGACUGACUAAUGUAGUAGUUUAAUAUAUGCUGCUAUGUUAUUACAGGAUGAUCAAUACUCAUGUGAUACCACACCCGCUGAUGGUCACUACACAAACUUUAGAGACAAUAACUGACAGGGCCUCAUGCUGCCACAACACACCUCCACGAUGUUUUAUUUCUUCCUUCUGUGCUGCAAUCUGACUUUUUACCCCCUCUCACAUAGAUUGAAUGAGUGAAUGAGAGCUGCAGAGGUGAACUCCUUCCCUCAAACCUUGGUGCCUUACAAAAAGCAGACCUAUGAAACAAGCAUCAACCAUGUGGUGUGAAUGACUCAUUAUAAACUAUAUUCUGAAAUGUUUUGGUGUCUCAUUUUCACUAAUUUUAAGAUGCUCCUGUGAAGGCUACUAGAGCUUUUAAAGGUGUUUCACAAUUCUAGUAUAGUUUAAUAAGAAUUCUGUGUUUUCACAAUUCUAGUUAUAGUUUAAUAAGAAUUCUGCAUAAUCGGUGGGAAGAGAUCCAAGUAUCUUUGUAGCCUUUUUUUUUUAAAUACUCCCAAUGAAAGAGCAAAGCAUUUCAGAAUAUAUAUGUGUGUGUGUGUGUGUGUGUGUGUGUGUGUGUGUGUGUGUGUGUGUGUGUGUGUGUGUGUGUGUGUGUGUGUGUGUGUGUGUGUACACUACAACACUGAUAUUGGUUAAUACUUGCCAUCAUCUUGCCAUGCAUAAAUGGGAGAACCUCUUAUUUAUAUUUUAUCUAAGAUUAGAUGCUAUACUGUAUUUUCUAAAAGUAUUGAAGGGUAGAGGUUAAUUGCUGAGGAGUGCUCAAGGAACCAGUACUGCACACAAACAAGCUAGCCUUGUCUUGACUGGAUUGGUGCUUCCCUCUGUCUCAACAUGCAACAUGUAAUGGAGGAGGAUUUUUCAGUGGCAUUAGACUUAGUUUGGAAAGACCCUUUGCCAUUACAGUGUUGAAAAAAAAUAGGGAAGGCUAUAACUGAACAACUCAGAGAUGUAGCUAGUUCCUGCAUGCCCAAAAAUGAAUAAUUCCUUACAGGAUUCUCCAGCAAUUAGAUGUGUCUGGUAUUGCAUGUUGGCAACCCUUAACCUGUUGGCUGCAGCAAGGAGUAGUUUGUGUUGUGAAAAGUUAAAGUUGAAUGUAACUGAACAGAUUCUUAUCAGUGAUGGCUAUUUAAUUACAAAUGGUUAAACCUGUAUAAAAUCAAUAUAAAUUUUAUCUAUAAGGAAUUUUUUUGUAAACAGUGCAAUCUUCAAAAUUAAAAACAAGAUAAUCA
This is a messenger RNA of Scylla paramamosain (green mud crab), 5137 nucleotides long. It is a transcript of the gene gem, whose product is annotated as transcription factor CP2-like. Gene Ontology annotation, cellular component: nucleus. Gene Ontology annotation, molecular function: RNA polymerase II cis-regulatory region sequence-specific DNA binding; DNA-binding transcription activator activity, RNA polymerase II-specific. Lineage: Eukaryota; Metazoa; Arthropoda; Malacostraca; Decapoda; Portunidae. The transcript has 16 exons. Gene Ontology annotation, biological process: regulation of transcription by RNA polymerase II. Bases 750 to 2594 code for a protein of 614 amino acids. The record is from RefSeq and is a predicted model, not a curated record.